AUGGCUCCUGCUCCCAUCGAUUCUCGCAUCGUCGACGUCGCUGAGCCCCGGAAGGACACUCUUGCCCUUCCGUCGGCCGCUCGUGAACGGUUGGAAAAAGAUGGCAUCGACCUCUCUGCUGGAUAUCCGUAUCGUCCUUCUCGUCCGCUCUUUGUCGACGAUGUGUACAAUGUCCGCAACUACGACCGUCCGCACAUCGACCCCGCGACUCGCGCCGACCCAGAAAAGAAAGCCUUGCUCUCGGCCGCCAAGCAAGUCAUCCAUCUCACAAGGCACAUUGGAACAGAGAUCGUGGGCCUGCAGCUGAAGGACCUCACCGACCAGCAGAGGGACGAGCUGGGUUUGUUGAUUGCAGAGCGGAGUGUGGUUUUCUUCCGUGACCAGGACAUCUCUCCCCAGCAGCAGAAGGAACUGGGAGAGCACUUUGGUGAGAUCGAGGUUCACCCCCAAGUCCCUCAAGUCCCCGGCGUAACCGGCGUCACCGUCAUCUGGCCCGCCCUCCAAGCGACCGAAAACCCUGCCAACUUCCGUCGACCGGGAGGCUCCUCACGCUGGCAUACAGACCUGGUCCAUGAGCGACAGCCCGCAGGCGUGACACACCUUCACAACGACACCGUUCCCACAACCGGCGGCGACACUCUCUGGGCCAGCGGAUACGCAGCAUACGAGAAACUAUCUCCUGCUUUCCGCAAGAUCAUCGAUGGAAGGACGGCUAUCUACCGAUCUGCGCAUCCCUACCUGGACCGCAAGAACCCAGAGGCGGGACCGAAAUAUGUGGAGCGCGAGCAUCCUCUCGUGCGUGUGCAUCCGGCAACUGGUUGGAAGGUAUUGUGGGUGAACCGCGCUAUGACGGACCGGAUUGUUGGUCUUGAUAAGGCAGAGAGUGAUGUUAUUUUGGGAUACCUGUUUGAUGUGUAUGAGAAGAAUGUUGAUAUCCAGGUUCGCUUCAAGUGGUCGCCUCGGACGAGUGCCUUGUGGGAUAACAGAAUCACCAUCCACAACGCCAGCUGGGACUAUGAGAACUCAGAGCCUCGUCAUGGCACCAGAGUGACCUCGCUCGCGGAGAAGCCAUUCUUCGACCCGAGUGCUCCGACAAGGAGAGAAAAACUGGGCUUAUUGGGAAAGGACGAGAUUGAAGAAUUAGCAAAGAACUAA
Molecule: messenger RNA, 1155 nt
Organism: Aspergillus glaucus CBS 516.65
Lineage: Eukaryota; Fungi; Ascomycota; Eurotiomycetes; Eurotiales; Aspergillaceae
Product: TauD/TfdA dioxygenase family protein
Exons: 3
Coding region: 1-1155 (384 amino acids)
Cellular component (GO): cytoplasm
Molecular function (GO): 2-oxoglutarate-dependent dioxygenase activity
Source: RefSeq, a predicted model, not a curated record